This is a messenger RNA of Mesorhabditis belari, 1059 nucleotides long. NCBI's taxonomy places the organism in Eukaryota, Metazoa, Nematoda, Chromadorea, Rhabditida, Rhabditidae. The record is from the annotation of a GenBank genome assembly.
AUGGACGGCCUUGAGGAUUUGAUGAAUGAGAUGAAAAGGAAACGUAAAGCGAUCGAAAGUUUCGAAAUAAAGGAUGGCAGUACGAAAUAUAUUCGACGAGGCGAUAUUGUCGCGCAGAAAGAGCAAGAAUAUUUGGAAAAUCAAAAGAAAAAGUAUGCCGAGCAAAAACCUGAGACGAGCGCUUUGCAAACUUUGACGUCUAGGGAUCACUCAGAACACGAAAAAAUAGCUGUGGGCGAUGAUAUUACCGAAAAACUUCCAUUUACAGAGGUGAUUUCCCGUCUACGAAGGAGAAAUCAACCAAUCUUGUUGUUCGGAGAAAGCGUCAAAGAAGUUCGAGCGCGGCUUCUUCAGUUGGAGAUUGAACAGCCAGAUUUAAAUGAAGGAUGGAGCAAUGAUUUAGUAGCAGCUAGAAAAGCAGUGGAUAAUGAUUUGAUGAAGGAAGUCAUCGAAGGGCCAAAACCCGAGAAAAAGAACUUGAAUAGUGAUGUUUUACUACCGACAUUUGAAGAAGACUGGGAGAAAAUUCAUCGCGACGCAGAGGAUUUGGGAAAAGGGGAUGAUAUGCCACGGGAUUGUCGUGUAAUCUCAUCGUUCUUCAAGUAUAUUCUUUCACGUUGGGGAGAUGCUUUAAACAAUCGAAAUGAUGAACUAAAGAAAAGUAAUCAUGGACGACAGGAUGCUACAGAUCAUCAACUAGCAUUGGAUCACAUGAGACCAUUAAUCAAGCUGCUCGAUAAAGAAAAAAUCAACAACGAUAUCCGGCACCACUUGGCUAAUAUUUGCAGAUUGCUUAUAAUCGACCGAGACUAUAUCCAAGCAAGUAAUGCGUACAUGGAGAUGGCGAUAGGAAAUGCGCCAUGGCCUGUUGGAGUUACACGAUCAGGUAUCCAUCAACGUCCCGGCUCUGCAAAGGCUUACGUGUCGAAUAUUGCGCACGUGUUAAACGACGAGACACAGAGAAAAUAUAUCCAGUCUGUGAAACGUAUUAUCACUCGAUGUCAAGAAUAUUUCCCGACAGAUCCCAGCAAGUGUGUCGAGUAUGUCCGACCAAAUGAA